AACAAAAUUAAGUGUUUUGCCUGAUACCUGUAUGCACAACCCGCAGAAUCAUUUCUCAAUAGCUUCAACGUCGCUCGUCACCUGCUUAGUUUAGGAAUAUAUUCCAUGUUAUUAACGAGCCUAUCAUUCACGCGUCGCCAUCUGCCCAACGGAAGAGAAAGUACUCCAUGUCAAACAUGCUACCAUGCUCGGUAAUGAAAGCAUUGCAAAAAACAGAUCGAAAGCAGAUACAACUUGCAGGUGUCGGUUGUUUUGCACAUGUUGUUAAGAUAGCCGACACCGGGUUCGUAAUUAAGAAAACUUUCGAUCAUCCUGUUUAUGGGCAAUCUACAGCCAACAGAAAAACGCAUCUAUGAACGACUUGAUCGUCAUCCCUAUAUUCUGCGAUACUACGGCGAAUAUAGCCAGGGAAAUGGUCUUCCAAACGGACUUGUGUUUCAAUAUCAACGCGCUGGUACCCUUAUGGACAAUCUUGCGCUAUCAAAGUAUCCAGAGAAGCGAACUCAAUGGCCAGUGCAAGCCGCCGAAGCCCUACGGUUUAUACACACCAAAAAUGUGAUUCAUAGCGACUUUGGGUGCCAUAAUUUCUUGAUUCAGAAAGACGGCAGCUUGGCCUUGGCGGAUUUUGGUGGCUCUAGAAUUGAUAACAUUUCAGCUGCGGUAUCAUAUCCGACCCGAUAUGCGAGACCGUGCUCCGAUGACUCUGUCUCUACUGAGAUAGACGACCUAUUUGCUCUUGGAAUGAUUAUCUAUGAAAUCAGCGUUAAACAUCUGUUAUAUGCUGAUAGACCUAGUAGAGAAAUCCGGAAGUCAUUGCACCAGCAUGAAUUUCCAGAUCUAGACACUGUUACUCCGAACUUGCAGGUAGUAAUCAGAAAAUGUUGGUCAAAUGGAUACCAGACUGCCGAAGAAGUCAUACGUGAUUUAGAGGCUACGCCUUCUCCCUCAUACCCACAUCUAUUUUGCUUUACUGGACUUUUUUUGGGGAUAGUGAUAACCGUAUUUAUUAUAAUUAGGAGGAGGAGCUUUUAA
Molecule: messenger RNA, 1032 nt
Organism: Aspergillus sclerotioniger CBS 115572
Lineage: Eukaryota; Fungi; Ascomycota; Eurotiomycetes; Eurotiales; Aspergillaceae
Product: kinase-like protein
Exons: 2
Coding region: 319-1032 (237 amino acids)
Biological process (GO): signal transduction; protein phosphorylation
Cellular component (GO): cytoplasm
Molecular function (GO): protein kinase activity; ATP binding
Source: RefSeq, a predicted model, not a curated record